Molecule: messenger RNA, 780 nt
Organism: Schistocerca nitens (vagrant locust)
Lineage: Eukaryota; Metazoa; Arthropoda; Insecta; Orthoptera; Acrididae
Exons: 1
Coding region: 1-780 (259 amino acids)
Source: RefSeq, a predicted model, not a curated record
AUGGAGAACAUUUUCGGGCAGCAACAAAUAGUCGACGAUUUUGAACAGUUCACGCUAGUGAUAUGCAACCUGGACCAACGUGCGUCGUCAGUGGUAUCGGAUAUAAUUAUGCAACCCCCACCACAACGAGCCUACGCCACUCUCAAGACGGGUUUAAUUUCGCGUUCUACAAAACCUGUGGACCAGCGGAUAACACAGCUCCUGUACCACGAGAAACGCGGUGACUGGUUGCCUUCAGACUUUUACCGGCAUUUACGUGCUAUGGUGGACCCUUCCGUGUUCUCAGACACAUUACUUUUGCUCAUAUGGCAACAGCAGUUACCUCCGCAGGUGGGCUUAACCUUAAUUGCUUACGAGGGCCGGCCAUUAAGCGAGUUGCUGCAAGUGGCCGAUACAGCGCACUCCCUGUUCGACUCGCGCGCCACAGUGGCCGCUGCCGCAAUCACCUCGGCCAACGACACUAGCCAAGCACGGGCGGAGCCGGUCGACGCGGCGCCUCCAGCUUGUGCUGCCACGACUGCACGACGAGCGCCGGACGCGACGGAAGAUUUCCGAUCUCUCCGCGCUGCCAUUGAUCAGCUGACCGCCCAGCUGCAGCGGCUAGAGCCACGCGUCGAUGCGGCGGCUGACACACACACGCGUCGCCGCCAGCCGACGCGACCGCCGCGUCACGCAAAUUACGGGACCGGUUAUUACUGGUUCCACCAGCGCUUCGGCACGCAAGCUACGAAGUGUAAGGCGCCGUGCUCGCACGCAAACGCAUCCCACGGCCUGCUUUAG